AUGAGCGCGUACUCGAAAAAAGCCGUCGCGGCAAUCGAACCACUAGUGCUCGAAAAAGUCAACAUUUUGGUACGGCGGUUCCGUCAAGCCCAUGACGAAAAUGCCGUGCUCGUGUUGGACGCGGCUUUUGCGGCCCUGACAGCCGACAUCAUAUCGGAAUACUCAUUCGGAUCCUGUCUGAAUUAUUUGGAAGACGAGAGUUUCAACAAUGAAAUCAGAGAGAGCUUGAUGGCAAGUUUGUCACUGUUCCACGUCGUGAGGUUCUUCCCUGCCAUUAUGAUGCUAGCCAAGGUGCUGCCUGUGCCGCUCGUGCGGCUGCUGAACCCGAAUUUGUGCAAGGUACUGGAUCUGCGGAGGUUGAUUCGGGAGUUGACGAUGCGGGAGCUGGGGAAGAUGAGCAGCGGCUUGCCAAGCCAGGCGAUGCUCGUGAAGAGACUGAAUGACCCCAGCAUUCCGGAAUGUGAGCGCAGCUUGGAACGGCUUUGCGACGAGGGUUUUGUCUUUUUGAAUGCGGGAGUGACGGCAGGCAAGACUCUUGCAUUCAUCAUGUUUCGGCUUUUGAGCCAUGGCGGUGUCACUUACAGUAAGCUCUUCGACGAACUCGAGCGGGCGUUCCCGGAUGUCGGUGCUCUCGACCACGUAACGGAAAAGGAUUUGGUGGCGCUGCCAUACUUGAGAGGUGUUGUGUAUGAAGGUCUUCGUCUAUCGAUUGGCCCGUUGACCCGGCUGCCACGAGUUGCCCCUGAUACCGCGUUGCUUUUCCAGGGCCAGGUCAUUCCACCAGGGACUGGGAUAAGUGAAAGUAACUAUUUUCUUCACAUGAACGAGGAGCUCUUUCCGUGUCCCACGCAAUUCCGCCCCGAGCGCUGGGCAGAAGCAAAUAAAAAUGGAAAGCGGCUCGAAAACUACAUUGUGACCUUUUCCAAAGGCACGCGGCAUUGCCUCGGAAUGAACUUGGCGUACAUGGAACUCUACAUGCUGGUAGCUGUGCUGGUGCGCAGGUUCCACAUGGAGCUAUACCAGACGACGGACAAGGAUGUAGAGAUUUUUCGCGACAAAUUAUUCGGUUACCCCAGAGAGCCUUCUUUGGGCGUCAGGAUUCGAGUCAGCGCGUGCAGAAGCUGA
Messenger RNA from Cordyceps fumosorosea ARSEF 2679, 1125 nucleotides. RefSeq names its product Cytochrome P450. The coding region runs from base 1 to 1125 and encodes 374 amino acids. The transcript has 4 exons. Lineage: Eukaryota; Fungi; Ascomycota; Sordariomycetes; Hypocreales; Cordycipitaceae. The record is from RefSeq and is a predicted model, not a curated record. Gene Ontology annotation, molecular function: iron ion binding; heme binding; monooxygenase activity.